AUGACCAAUUUUACCAUCCAGAUCAUCUCCGACACAAUCUGUCCGUGGUGCUACGUUGGCUACCGUCGGCUUUCCCGUGCCAUCACAGCCUACAAAGCUGCCAAUCCCGCCGAUACCUUCACCCUCUCCUGGCACGCCUUCUACCUGAACCCCGCAGCAUCCGCCUUCCCAGGAAUUGAGAAGCAGGAGUAUUACGCGCGCAAGUUCGGCCCGGAGCGCACGGCUGCUAUCUUCUCGCGACUAGCUUACGUUGGGGAGGGAGAAGGCAUUGCCUUCAAGUUUGGCGGGAGAUCGGGCGAAACGAGAGACUCACAUCGGCUGCUGUGGUAUGCGGGGCAGAAGGAGAGGGAGGAGGGUGCUUCGAGGACACCCAUUGAAACGGGCGGAGUGGGUGGUAUACAGACAAGGGUCGUCGAGAAAUUGUUCCAGGCCUACUUUGAGGAGGAAAAAAAUAUCACUGAUCCCAAAGUGUUGUUAGAGGCAGCAGUGGCGGGAGGUUUGGAGCGUGGAGAGGUAGAGAAGCUGCUCGAGUCUGAAAUCGGCCAGGAGGUCGAUGAGGAGGCAGAGCGUGCUCGACGAAGGACGGUGACAGGAGUGCCUCACUUCACGAUACAAGGCCAGUAUGUCAUUGGAGGAGCGGAGGCACCAGAGGUCUUCCUGGAGGUCUUUGAGAAGGUGAAGCAGAAUAACUAG
Messenger RNA from Aspergillus wentii DTO 134E9, 693 nucleotides. Its product is annotated as DsbA family oxidoreductase. Gene Ontology annotation, molecular function: oxidoreductase activity. The transcript has 2 exons. Bases 1 to 693 code for a protein of 230 amino acids. The record is from RefSeq and is a predicted model, not a curated record. NCBI's taxonomy places the organism in Eukaryota, Fungi, Ascomycota, Eurotiomycetes, Eurotiales, Aspergillaceae.